Molecule: messenger RNA, 732 nt
Organism: Dermacentor silvarum
Lineage: Eukaryota; Metazoa; Arthropoda; Arachnida; Ixodida; Ixodidae
Product: cuticle protein 16.5-like
Exons: 3
Coding region: 1-732 (243 amino acids)
Source: RefSeq, a predicted model, not a curated record
AUGCGGGCGUCCAUCCCGGUCCUCACCCGCGUGGACGCAGGUGGAGUGGGCAAGCGGAUGACGCUACUGCGUGCCUGCAUCGUCCUCGCCCUGGCCACCAGUGCCUUUGCUGGUCACGUUGCCGGAGGUUACACCCUCGCCAGCAACCUCGGUUACGGCCUUGGCUACGGAAGCCUCGGCUAUGCUGGUCUCGGUUAUGGUGGCCUUGGUCUUUCCCACUACGGCCUGUCCCAUGGAGUCGGCUACUCCGGCCUGACUGGCUAUGGUGUUGGUUACGGAUACGGAUACGCCCCAGCCGCUAGCUACGCCGUUGCUGCCCCAGCGGUCACCCGCACUGUUUCCACCUACCACGCUGCUCCAGCUGUGACCGCUGUUCACGCUGCCCCAGCCGUGACCGCUGUCCACGCCGCUCCAGCUGUUGCCACCUACGCUGCCGCCCCAGCCGUGACCAGUGUUGUCCAAUCUGCUCACGUCGUUGCUGCUGCCCCAGCUGUCGCCACCUACGCCGCUGCCCCAGCUGUCACCAAGGUGGUGCAGACCGCUCCAGCUGUCACCUACGCUGCCGCCCCAGCUGUCACCAGGGUGGUCCAGUCCGCUCCAUUGGUCCACACCUAUGCUGCCCCCGCAGUGACCAAGGUUGUCCAGUCCACUCCUCUUGUCCAGACCUACGCUGCCGCCCCAGCUGUCACUCGUGUCACUACCUACGCUGCCCCAGCUGUCACCAAGCCGUGA